Mizuhopecten yessoensis (Yesso scallop) is the source of this 10042-nucleotide messenger RNA. RefSeq names its product homer protein homolog 2-like. The transcript is spliced from 9 exons. The record is from RefSeq and is a predicted model, not a curated record. Gene Ontology annotation, biological process: regulation of store-operated calcium entry; intracellular transport; G protein-coupled glutamate receptor signaling pathway. NCBI's taxonomy places the organism in Eukaryota, Metazoa, Mollusca, Bivalvia, Pectinida, Pectinidae. Gene Ontology annotation, cellular component: plasma membrane; cytoplasm. Bases 1797 to 3386 code for a protein of 529 amino acids. Gene Ontology annotation, molecular function: G protein-coupled glutamate receptor binding.
GUGGGCAGAUUUUUACACACUGAAUCCAUAUAUCAUCUCCAUCAUACAGUGUUACUCUCCGAACAAAUGGUCAUAAUAAAUAUCUCCCCCACAGCAGUAGUCGCCACAAAGAAAAAACGGACAGUGAUAUAUGUCGAAGUCCCUUCAAAGGUGGGUGUGAGUGUCUUGUUGUAGCCCACUUACAGGCUAAUCUCCUGAAGGAAACCUGCAUUCGUAAAUUUUCAGUCCAACAAAAUAACGGUUAUUUUGCGGUGUACUGUAUUUCAUUAAGAACUCAUUGUUGUUGGAUCUGUAUCUUCGUAAGUACGACUGGUAAUGCACCGAAAAUAGACGAGAGGUGCUAUACAUGCUACACUAACGCGUGUGACCGAAGUCAUCACCAACACAUGUUUCUGUGAUCUAUUUGUGUUACUGGUAUAUACGUAUAUACAUACUGUGGCUUGUUGGAAGUCAGUGGUGCAAUGUUUGUUUAGAGACAUACUACCAGGAGAAAACCCCAAAACGGCAGUCCUGCAAAAUUUUACGUUGAAAAGCUCCAGAUACACUUUUCAACAAAAGACGAAUUCUCAGUACAAAAAUUUGUUGGGACAAGUUUACUUCAACCAGGAGGAAAACUGAAAAGUACUUUGGUAUUCGUGGGAGACUAUUUAUCUGCAACAGGAGGAAAACAAGGGGUAGCUGUUACAUUGUGUAUGAUAACACUGCAUUGGAUUAACUACAGAUGGUGUGGGUCUGUGUAGCCACUGAUCAUGUUUACUCGGAUUAACUACAGAUGGUAAACUGACCAGUCUGUAUAUAUAUACUGUAUAUAUAUACAAAUACAUUGACUGGAGUCACUGGUCACUUUCGCUUUGCUUUCGUUAGGGGAAAUAUGUCAGAAGUAAUAAGUAUUUCUGAGAUGUUUUUCUAAGAUCGUUGAUUAAAGGUGUCUGCUGCGGUGGUGUGGGGAGAGAAGUGUUUCCUGGUAGUAUUCCACCACUUCUACUACUACUACUACUACUACACUACAACAGAGAACUGGUGAGAUACAAACCAUGUGUAUCUGGAAUCAAGUGGCUCAUUAUCUCAAUUAGAGACCUUCCCUCACCCCAAGUUACAUUCCUCCUGUCUCCCAAAUCUGGGCUUGCCACAGAUAUCUAAAUUCUUCGGAAAAAUCUGCAGAUGUAAUUUCAAUGAAAACUGGGGUGUUGCCUAGGGAACCUAUGACAAUCCAUUGCAGAAAAGUUGAGGUUUAUUCGUUGGGUAUCACAAUUACGGGAUAUUCCAUUUCAGAGUUUUUGCAGUUAACAGCAGUUACCGUUUAGUGGUGUGAUUUCAGAGGUAAUAGUGUGCAUGCGGAAUGCCAUUCAUGAAUACGUCGGAUUAUAAAAGCUUUGCUCUCGAGUCUCCUUUCCUAUCAAACUGCUGUUAGGAUGUGUUCUGUUAUGGAAUCUUAAGGAUGCAGUACAUUUCACCGAAAUCAUUUAAUAGCAUGUGAUUCUGUGUAAUAGCAGUGUUUUGUGUACAUGUUCUGUGCGGAGAAACCUUUUAUCCUUAGGUUACACGAGGAUCUGUGCCAGGAGAAUUAAUUUGAAUUUGUUUCCUAGUCUGAUAAAAUCUGAUUGGUAGAUUAGCUUUUAUGGAACGAUGUCUUCAAAUAUAUGCAUUGGGAUUUAAUCUUGCUGGGGAAAAAAAAUAUUUUUGAACCGUUGUGUGUUGAAUAUAUUUUGUUUCAAUCAUUGUGCUUGGAAUUUUCUGUUCUGUAGACCAAUUUGAUUUCAACCUGUGUGAUUCAUAUAUUCUGUGGAAUUGUUAAAAUGAAGACGUCUUGGUUAUCUACGUUUUCUUCCAACGAUACAAGAAAACGUGCUCCAACUCCAGAGUUUCCGGUCAAUAUGUCUGACCUUCCGCCUGACUCGGGCACUCGUACCACGCCCCGAACUCCCAGAGCUCACCAUGGCCAGGAUGUGAUACGAAGUGUUCGGGGUCGGAGCAGUACGCCAGACAGAGCUCGGCCUCAGAGCCCUAUUGUCAUCAAGUACCCAGUUCCCGUCACCAUAAACAUGCAAACCAUUCCACCGUCCCCAAGGUCGGGACGGAAGGUCAAGGCCAUUCCAGAUAGCCCUCGUGUGCUGCGGAACCGUCCACCAAGUCCGGACGAUUCUUUGCUCAAUGACUUGUCCUGGCUGCAACACCACAACGUUUGGUGCGAAAGGCAAGCAUCCCUGGAGCAGCCCUUCUUCACCACUAAAGCCCAUGUGUUCCAGAUUGACCCGGAGACUAAGAAGAACUGGGUUCCAGCAUGUCAGUCGUCCGUCAGCGUGUCUUACUACUUUGACAGUACCAGGAACACUUACAGGAUUAUUAGUGUGGAUGGAUCCAAGGCGAUAAUUAACAGUACCAUCACGCCAGGUAUGACCUUUACCAAGACUUCACAGAAGUUCGGACAGUGGUCAGAUCCCCGGGCCAACACCGUAUAUGGACUAGGAUUUACUUCUGAAGCAGAUCUCGCCAAGUUUAUCGAGAAAUUCAAGGAAGUGAAGGAAUUGACGAGGCAGCAGGUGACUCAACAGAAUGCUCAGGUGAAUGGCAACGGGAACAGUGAGGAUGGACCUGUGGCCCCGGGGACACCACAGCAGGGGAGACAAUUCUUACACACGCGCAGCUCCAGUCUGUCCGCCAUGCAAGUCGGGGAUGGACAGGGACAAGGGCAGGAAAGUCGUGAACAGGUGAAUCUACGAGAGCGUCGGAACUCCUUCAAUACUCCGGGCUCCAACCCGCCCCAGCCAAACUCAGCAGACGGCCAACUCAAAUACGAAAACGACAGACUCAAAUUAGCACUAGCACAAAGCUCCGCAAAUGCCAAGAAAUGGGAGGUAGAACUGCAAACACUGAAGAAUAAUAAUGCACGUUUGACUGCCGCACUCCAGGAAAGCACUGCCAACGUUGAGGAGUGGAAAAAACAGCUGGCAGCAUACAAGGAAGAAAGUGCUCGCAUGAAGAAAAAGAUCCUUGAGAUGGAGAAGCAGCCGAAUUCAUCAGAGCAAGUCGGGGCUCUGCAGGGGGAACUGUCACAGCUGACCGAACGCCUCGAACGGGUACAACUCGACAACCAAGACAAACAAGAUGAGAUUAACCAGCUUAAUAUGAGAUUGAACGAUAUGGCCGUAAAGGAGACGGCCAGUUCUAGCCUACACAGUCGAAUAAAGAUGUUAGAGGAUGAAAAUCAAUCACUAGCGCUGAAAGUGGAGGACUACCACCGACAAUUACAGGAUGCACGUAUGUCACACGAUCAGGACUCGAACGAUCUCCUACACUUACAGGACCACCUGGGCUCAAAAGUGACAGAAAUGUACGAAAUACACGAACAGAUUAUCUCAUUAAUACGCAAAGAGUCCCAGAGUUGAUACCUAGCAAUAAUACCAACUGUCGAGGUCUUCCUAAUGUUGUCAUAUUUUAUUUUCGCUUCACCGGUCGUCAAGUGUUGAAAGUUGUGGAAUUGCAUUCAAUGCCUGUGCAGCUGUCGCCAUUUCUUAUAUAUAUGUUGUCGCUUUCUUAGAAGAAACCUGGAAUUCUUGAAACAGAGUUCCGGCAGCUUCAUGUCGGUUGUGGUUCAAGGAAAACGUCCUGGAUCACUGACCCAAGGGAGACAACCAGCCAGCCAAAACGAUUCUGUCGGAUUGAAAGAUUGUUGACAUAAAAGGAAUCAGGCGUUGUUCAUCAUCACGCACAUUGUAUUCCAUGAUAUUACCGACCUUUUAUAGGGUAAAGUGGAUAAAUUUCCUCUCGUCAAUCUGUUGCUUCUGUAAUCUGAAAGUAUUAAUUUUCCAUUCUUAGAUAUUCUACUGGUGCUUCGAAGCAUUUGGAUAUCAUAAAUUAUCGAAUUUAAUAUUUUAAAGAUAUUUUCUGUAUAAGUGGUAAGAUAAUAAAUUAAAAUUUGUUUGUUAAAGCACUUGGUUUUUCAAUACGAUCCAUGAUUACUAAGAGAUAUGAUUCAGGAUAAAUAUUCGUAAAGUUUUUUUUAUUAAUUAAUAUAUUCGUAUAUUUACUUAUAUUGUUUGAUCUGAAGGUAGCACAAUCUCACAAAGAAAUAUAUUAUUCCAUCAACAGUUUCAUCUGUCAGUCAUUUGUUAAAAAACAAAGAACCAUUCCAUGCCCAAAAUUUGGUAACAACAACUAUUAUUUGAGAAGUAGAAUGUAUCCCUUGUAAAUAGCCAAGAAAGUAUGUUCAUGUAUACGUACCUGACCAUUGUUUUCUCUGAUAGGUCUGAAGUACCUAUAACAAUACUGUGCCAGUUAAAGCAGGUUUUUUUAUCUUGAUAAAGAGGGGGGAAAAUGUGACCUCAGAAUUUCGCCAGAAAGACAAAUCAUCAAUAUAUCCUGAUCGAAAGAAAAAUAUGUGACUUCACGAUAUCGUCUUAAAAACAAAUCAUAAAUAUAUCCUGAUUGAUAGAAAAAAUCUGACCUCAGGAUAUCGUCGUAAAUAACAAAUCAUCAGCGAUAGUAUUUCUGCUGUGUCGUAUCCCAAGAAUUACCUCGCAUCGUUGCAGCUAUGCUGGUGCUCUAGUCUCUGUUCCUUCAUUUAAAUGUUUAAUAUCGCAGAUGAAAGUUGCUUAACAUAAAUUAUUAGUCUAAGUCUUGGCUUAGAUAGCAAGGAUAACUGUUUGCAGAAUUUCUUUUUUCUGGAAACUGAAUUUUCUUGACUUUUGAACACGGCUCCACAAAUACUCCUAACAGGAAUAUAAAUGUAGCACUUUUAUGUAAUCUUUAUUGUAAAGUUUCAUUAUACUUCUUCACUGCCUGACUUGAAAGAUUGUUUUAAAUAUGGAAUCCUUCAACAUCUUGUCAAGAUUCAUAUACCUUGCAGAUGAAUCGAAUCGCAUUAGAAAUCAAACCAUGUGUUUCAAAAAAUUUUAACAAGACUCUUGAUGGAAUUAAGGAUUAUGAUGUUCUUAUAUAGAAAAAAAAGUAGAAUAUAUUAUUUAAAGUAAAUCUUGCAACCAAUGAAAUUUCAAGUCAUGUUUCUUUUACCUCCAAAACUAUAAUGCUGUUGAAAACAUUUUAACCCUUUCACCCCUAUGUAACUUAAGUAGACUCUACCAUGCAUUGAUAUGGAGGAGUCCAUUAUGGUCUACAGUGUUGAAAGGGUAAAUAUAGAAAUAUCUUAUCAAAAUUAGUAUAAUUAGGUACACCAACCUCCAAAAGCCAUUUUCAGCAUUGUAGUUCUAGGUCUCUUAGACAACCUCCCAGUUGGGUAAAAUUUGUUAAUGAGAAUUUUUUGUUAAAAUGUUUAACAUUAUUGACGUUAAUUUCCCUGAAUAUUUGUCUUACAUUGUUUUCUUAUAGAUAUUGCAUGGAAGGUUGUUGUCAGUUGUUGAUGUUUAUUUUAAUAGAUCUGAACAAUGUCAAUAUAAACAUUGUUUCUCUCUUGUUUUGUUUUAUAUUGUUUCAAUAUUCUCUGUUUGAUAUUUUUUGUUUUGUAUCUGAGGGGGAAAAAAUGGCAAAUUGUUCUGGGCCUUUUUACCAUGAUCAAAAUUGUUGUAAAACCUACAACACAAACUGUACAUUUUAUUCGCCAGUCUUAUAUCUUAAGUGAACAGACACAAAUCUGCACUAACCUUUCUUGUGUAGGGAUCUUAACUUUUUAUUUAAGCUUUUAAACCAAAUGCAGUUUUUAUAUUUGAUCCCUGUUGUGAACUUAUUUCAUGAAAUCUAUCUACCAACAUAUAUCCCAUCAAUUUCGGUCAUGAAAUUGAAACACAAAUCUGAUUUUGUAUGGUUUCAGUGCACAGUGUAUUAACUGAAAAAAUGUCUACGAUUAAAUAGGGAGAUCUUUUGUGAUAUUACCAAUGGCUGAUAUUGUAGCCACAGGGGACGGACAUGUUAUUGUAAAUAGGAUUCCAAAAAUAAUAGAAUGUGUCUGGCACCUGUGAUUGUAGCACUACUAGAACACCAGUUCGGACCACAGAACCCUGAGAUCAUAAGUAGCUGAACAAGUCUGUUAUAAUCAAGAUCGUCAAUUUGAUUUUUUUUUUUUUUUCAUAUUGUCAAAUAAACAUCGUCAUCUUAAUCAAGAUGACCAUUUAUUUAAAGCUGAAAACUCAUAGUUAGUGUUAAGCAUGUAACAUGGCUUAUUUGCUAAUAAAGUGAAAGAGGACUACAGUGUAUAGAGAAAUAGAGCAAAAAUUGUCUGUGCUGAUGUAUGUAAUUUUAACGACCAUAUACAGUGAAAUUUCUAUAAUAAAGCAACUUUCAGAUUUGUUCGCAGUUCAAAUUGCUUGGUUGUGAAUUAGAUGGAUUACGUGGAUAAUUUUUAGCCGGAAAAAUCUGUGUCCUCAAAAUCUGUCUAUAUUUUUUAGUGCAUGUGGUGGCUAAUUCUGGAUGCUUGUCACUGUUAUAAUUGUAGUUUGUAUUACCUUGUCAAGAUGUUCGCUCGUAAGAUAUUUUCCAAGAAUUUCUCAAGAUUGAUUUUCAAAUAGCUGGAAUACAUAUCAAAUAACUACACUGGCCAGUAUCGAGAGUAAAGGUUUAAACUCAUUGUAGAAUAAAAUAACUGUAGAAAUAGUAGUAUUUGUGUGGUCUGUGAAAUCUGAAAUUUGUGAAUCUUUGUAAAGUAUUAUAUAUAUUACAAGAAAUGGUUGAAAAGGACUGGAAAAAUUUCUGAAGUUCAACUAUUAAAAUGUUUUUUGUUGUUUGUGCAAAUACCAGUAACCAAAGAUAUCGAAUGUUGUAUUGUAAAUCUCGAUUUUUUUUCCAUGUUAUUCUGGAAUAUCUUUUUCGAACCUUGAGCGUCUUGACUAAUAAGAGUUCAGUUUUAAUAUGUAUAUACUUUUACCUUAGGAUCAAACUUGUGUAUAAAAUUAAUUAAACUACUUUUAUGUAUAAAAGAAAUUCAUUGUACAUUCAUGGUGCAUGGAAAAGAAACUUACAUCUAGUAGUUGUAGACAAAGUUAAUCUGGGUGCGAAAUCCACGAGAAACAAGAAAAACAACGAGACAAGUACAAAGUACAUAUUCUACAACUGUUUUAUUUUUUCAAUAUUUUACUACAAAGAACUUGUAUCUAAUCCAUGGAUUUAUUUUAAACUAUUUUAAAGAUGGAACCAGUGAUAUUAUUUCAAAAAAAGUAAGAUUUUAACUUAUUGUUUUAGGAGUAGAAUUAAAACAUAUUUUAUCGACUUAUUCUACAAACCAAUUAUAUAAGGUCCAUAGUAAUGGUAGAUUUUGAUGUUAUAGGUAACACAAAAUGUUUUAUCUGUUUAUAGUUCUUGCCCAUUCAAAACAGAGGUUGUCUGCACAUUCUGAAAACUUUUUUCUAUUUAAUAUUUUGUAAUAAAUAUUUUCAUGAAAGUACAAUAUUGAUAUUUUUUUGUAGUAGUAGAAUUUAAAUACAUUUUGUCAAAUUAUUCUACAAAAUGAUUAUGAAUACCCAUAGAAACAGUAGAUUUUGACCUAAGUACGUACCUUGGAAAUGGUUUGUUAUUAGUUACUGGUUCAGUUGCAUUCAACACUGAAGAUGUGUAUUCAUUUAUCGGAACAUUUGCUCGUUCGUGUUCAGAUAUAGAGUCAGACAUACUCUAUGUUGUAUGUUUAGCUAAAAUUGAUGACGAUUUUUGUGUCCUGUGUUUUGCUUGUCUUACCUAUCCGUCCUGUCCCUGUAUGAAAAACCAUUGGCUUGAGGUGACGUUCCCGACCCCGCUUCCAUUGACAAGCAAGUGUCCCUUUUGUAGCUACUGUUAUCCCCUAUAUAGAUCGCCGACUUAAAGACCUGUCUUAGUGUCACAGCCCCUCCAAAUCCUCUGGUUUCAAAAAUGUCUUAGUGAGUCAAACUACACAAAUCUCCGGAGUAGAAACCUUGACUGAGUAGCCAAAUCCCUCGACUUAAAACCUUGUCUUAGUCGCCCAACUACUCUGACAGCCCCCAUGCAGUCUUGAAACCCUGGCUUAAAGAUCCUUCAACUCAAAAGCCUGUUUUGGUCAACCCAGUACUUCCCAAGCCUUAAGACUUGAAACCCUACCUUGGGUCCCAACCCUUUGACUUGAAACCCUACCUUGGUGUCCCAACCCUUUGACUUGAAACCCUACCUUGGUGUCCCAACCCUUUGACUUGAAACCCUACCUUGGUGUCCCAACCCUUUGACUUGAAACCCUACCUUGGUGUCCCAACCCUUUGACUUGAAACCCUACCUUGGUGUCCCAACCCUUUGACUUGAAACCCUACCUUGGUGUCCCAACCCUUUGACUUGAAACCCUACCUUGGUGUCCCAACCCUUUGACUUGAAACCCUACCUUGGUGUCCCAACCCUUUGACUUGAAACCCUACCUUGGUGUCCCAACCCUUUGACUUGAAACCCUACCUUGGUGUCCCAACCCUUUGACUUGAAACCCUACCUUGGUGUCCCAACCCUUUGACUUGAAACCCUACCUUGGUGUCCCAACCCUUUGACUUGAAACACUGCCUUUAUCACCCAUAUCCCGAGUCAUACUUUAAACCCUGCCUUAGUGUCCAAUGUUCUGCUGCUGAUGUUUAAGUUACCAUGUCAAACUACCAUGACAUGUUCUAUUAUUGAGAUUGUUCUGUAUCUCUCACCUUGAUGUUCCCAAUAUCAGUUACCAGUUGACAUGGUUCUUUCAAGUCCUGAUCUGAAUGUGACUUGCUGUUAGUACAAGGGUAUCGUCAUAUCUUCAGGAUUUUUCUUGUAUGUUUGUGAACUAGUCUUGCUAUUUUUGAUUUACUUCUGAAUGAAGAUUCUACCAUACUUGACUGGUAUGGUGUAAAUUAGGUUAAUAAAUAUUCAUCAUUAUAUACAUUUGGUUGGUUGUAUUGUUUACGUCAUUGACAGCAAUAAUCGGAUUUUAAAAAGUUAUUCUCCAUUUGUUUUUCAUGUGUUGUAUUCAGUUGUUUUCUGUGUUAUAGAUUGUGUGGAAAGAAAUUCUUUUUAAUAGAUAUUAUUAUAUAUUUUUUCCUCGUUUCUCUCGAAAAUUGCAUGUCUAGUAAUGUUGGUUAGUAAAAUGCAAGAUUUUUAUUUUAAGUUUAUUUUUCUGUUUUUGAACGUGUUGUGCCUGAUAUACAAUCUGACUGAUAGAAAUAGCGACAUAUCAUUUUAAUAUGCAUGUAUAUAACCUACAUUUAGUAUCUUUUAUCUCACAUGGUCAGAUUAAAUACAGUUCAAAUGUUGUACCCAAUCAAGAUCUCGACACAGGGGCUUAUUUUAAGCAUGUGAGCACUUCAAGAUAAUAAGGAGUCCCAGACAUGCUUUAAAUUCUAAUAUAAUACAGUACAAUCUUCUGUGUUUCAUUUACUGGUAUCAUUUAAGAAACAAGACAGGUGGUGCUGAACAAAUAUUCAAACAUCAAGUUUUAUUCCUGUAAAUUUCUCACAACCAGUAUCAUCGAGAUCAAUUUUAUUUUUCUUAAUUUAAAAAAAAAUCUGAAAUCUCGGUAUCAAGUAGUUUUGUUGUUUUACAUGUAAAUCUAGAUGUCAUAUCUGGUAAAAUCUGAAUUUUUCCACGGCUGAAUAUAUGUAUGUAAGUUUUUGAUUCUCUGUUCUGUUAUAGAUAGUUAUAUGACACAUUCUUUGUGUUUAUGUUAAAACUUGCCCAGUCUUGUCACAACUAUCGACUCAAGGAUUAAAUGUGACGUUUUAGACAGUUUAGAAAUUUAUAUGUAUUCCAUGCGGUGUACAUAUUUUUAAUGAAAAUCAAUAAUGUAUAAUAGAUAUUUUCUAGAAAACAGUUUUGUUUUUAAUUACAAGCUGUAUAUAUUUAAUUCAUGACAACUUUUAUUUCUAACUUGAACUUAAAAAAGUUAUUUCUUUGAUUGGCAAUUUACUGCCGUUAGUGUCAAAACACAUUAACUUAGUUUUCCCCCAAACGGUCCCCCUCCCCAGGACAAGUCAAUGGUUUGCUGCAUAGUGGUAAAUGCUGACAUAUUUCUUCGUGAUCAGAGUAGCCAAAAUGUGUACCAUUUAUUUCGCCUUUGUAGAUAAAUUAGAUAUACAUAUUUACAAGUUUAUUUAUUUAUGAUAUAUAACUAUGCAAUAUACACGUACAAAUUUUAUUUCAG